Messenger RNA from Culex quinquefasciatus (southern house mosquito), 10170 nucleotides. It is a transcript of the gene unk, whose product is annotated as RING finger protein unkempt. The transcript is spliced from 11 exons. Bases 46 to 2712 code for a protein of 888 amino acids. The record is from RefSeq and is a predicted model, not a curated record. Gene Ontology annotation, molecular function: metal ion binding. Lineage: Eukaryota; Metazoa; Arthropoda; Insecta; Diptera; Culicidae.
CCUCGCAGCGACUUUGCAGCGAAGCUUGAAUAAACAAACCAUAAAAUGGCGUCGUCAGACCCGAAAGGAGGGCUGCUGAGCACCCAAACAGAAAAGCCAAAUCAUUACACAUACCUGAAGGAAUUUCGUGUGGAACAGUGUCCGUCGUUUCUGCAGCAUAAAUGCAACCAGCACCGACCCUUCAUCUGUUUCAAUUGGCACUUUAUGAAUCAGCGACGCCGUCGGCCAGUGCGUAGACGCGACGGUUCGUUCAACUACAGUGCGGACAACUAUUGCACCAAGUACGACGAAACGACCGGAAUCUGCCCGGACGGAGAUGAUUGCCCCUUCUUGCAUCGCACGGCCGGCGACACCGAACGUCGCUACCACCUGCGCUACUACAAGACGUGCAUGUGCGUGCACGAUACGGACGCGCGCGGGUACUGCGUCAAAAAUGGCCAGCACUGCGCCUUUGCCCACGGCAUCCACGACCAGCGCCCGCCCGUCUACGACAUCAAGGAGCUGGAAGCGCUGCAAGCGGCCGAAGCCAGCGGCGAGUGUCUGAAUGGACCGAACGUGCUGGACAAGGAGCGCAACCUGAUGAACGAGGACCCCAAGUGGCAGGACACAAACUACGUGCUGGCCAACUACAAAACGGAACCGUGCAAGCGGCCACCGCGGUUGUGCCGCCAGGGUUACGCCUGCCCGCAGUACCACAACAGCAAGGACAAGCGGCGUAGCCCGCGCAAGUACAAGUACAGAUCGACACCAUGCCCGAACGUCAAACACGGCGAAGAGUGGGGCGAGCCGGCCAACUGCGAGGCCGGUGACAACUGUCAGUACUGUCACACGCGCACCGAGCAGCAAUUCCACCCGGAGAUCUACAAGUCAACCAAGUGCAACGACGUGCAGCAGGCCGGCUACUGUCCGCGGUCGGUGUUUUGUGCGUUUGCUCACGUGGAACCUUACGUUCUGACGGAGGAGCUGACCGGCCGCGACUUGGACAGCCAGGCGCUCGCCCUUAGUGAUAUGAUUUCGUCGGUCCUCCCGCCAGACAACGGUUCGCUUAGCAAAAAGGACAAACACGAACUAGCGGUGAGUGUUCUAAGCUAUCUGGAGGCAGGACGGCAGGAGGCAGGAUUAGGAGGAGGAGGAGGAGGAGGUGUUUUACCAUUUGAACUUGAACCGCAGAAUUUUCACUCGUUCUUCCAGCUGCUGCAAACGAACGGUAGCGGCGCCGAAAGUAGUGAAUCGGCCAGCACCAGCAGUCUCGGCUCGAACCAUAGUAAUUCACACAACAAAGCACCCGGUUCACAGUUACAGCAAAACAAGCAUAAUAAUUGCCUCCUGGGGGGCGCUGCUGCCGGUUCGGUGACGGCCGCCAAUUGCAAUGGCGCUAGCUUACAGGCCACAUUUUACAACAACGGCGGUGGUGGCGCUGCUAGCUCAUUGCUCUCCAACAACUUUCCGGAGUUUACACCAGAGCUGCGGGCACAGCUUUUAGCAAUUGACAACGAUCUUACGAUGGGCCCUCUGGACAAGGAACAACGAAAGCGCAUGUGUUACUCUGCAUUCAGGAAUUUCGCUUCCUCCCUGGACGGUGGCGUUUAUGAUAUGGCGCGACGUGACCCGAUGCACGGUUUAGACAAUUCAAUUUCCGCCGGAAUCGCCUCGUCCGGUUUGCUGGCGAGCAGCUCCGCCCCGGUCAACAUCCCCGGCUCCCCGAUGGCCAAUUCCAUCUCCGGCCUCCUCCAAGGAACUUCCGCGCCGGUCAACAUUCCUGGCAGUUCGCUGAGCAACAACUUUAGCCCGUCGUCGCACUCCAAUCUGUUCGGCAUGAGUGACGCGAUGUUCGGCGGCGGUGGCAACACGGCCCAUCACAUUGGCAGCAGCUCGGCACCGAAGCUGGCGAACUCGUUCGGCCACAAUAACGCCGAUAGUCUCUUCUUUCAAUCGCACAUCAUCUCUCCGGUGCUAACCGGCGGCGAUGGUGGCCUGUCAGCUAGUCCGGAACUUAGUCGAAUAUCGGAACUAAACUCGCUCAACAACGAGCUGAGCAACAACAACACGAACCUGCUGUUUGACAACCACAUGCAGCAAGCCGUUCAGCAACAGCAACAACAACAGCAGCAGCAGCAACAAAUGCACCAAAAUCAGCAUCAACAUCAACAUGCAGCCGCUGCGGCAGCGCUGGUUGCGGCCGCCGCCAAGGGUUCCAACUCAAACCACCCGUACUCGAUGUCCCCGCUCGUUACCUCCGAGAUGGGCCGGCUACGGGAGGAGCUUGCCAACAAGAACGCACAAAUGAUGAACUGGGAGGUGAUGCAGGCCACGAACGCAUGCGAGGCGUGGAAGGCGCAGAUGGAGGAGAGCAACCGGAAGACCGUGAUAGCCGAACAGCAGCGCGACGAGGCCCUGUCACACGUGAAGGCGCUCAAGGAAAAGAUGGAACACAUGAGCAUCACCGGCAACAGCACGGCCAACUUCCGAACGACAGACUUUAGGGGAAUGCCGCUGCAAAAGUUGAAGAACAUCCAGGCCAAGCUGCGCGCCGAAAUCGAGGAGGUCGAAAAGGUCCUGUACCUGGAGACCGCCACCAAGUGUAUGAAGUGCGAGGAGAACAAUCGAAGCGUGACGCUCGUGCCGUGCAAUCACUACGUGCUGUGCGAUUCGUGCGCGGUAACUCAGCGCGAGUGCCCCUAUUGCCAGACGCCGGUCACGUCGCAGGCGUAAACCCCACCCCCACAAUCGCGUCUCAAUAGUUGAGAUAUCAUUUGAUCGACUUCCAAGCAACUGAUCAACUGAUUGAAACUGUCUGUAUUUCCUGCUUUUUUUUUAGGAGGAGUCACGUCCUCGUUCGAACUAUACCCUGUACUCUGUAAUUAGUUUUUGCGUGAAUUCUUGCAAAAAGUGAUAUUUUCGUAUCGACAAGUAACAAACUGACGAAAGUGAACAAAAAUUCACUAUAAACACAAAUCCAACGCAAAGCAAAAGCCCAUUGAACUGAUGAUUCGCAGAAAAGGGAGAAAACGCGAACGUUUAGUAGAUUUUUUUGUAAUUUUUACACAACCUGACAUUUGCUUUGCUUGAUUUUCCGUUUAGAAUCGAAUCGCGUUUCUAUCUCUAGGGAAAACAUAGAACUUUACACAAACAAAAAUGACAGGGACGAUCGAAUUGCUUUGUUUCCUUUUGCACGCGUUUAGUGCACGUUAACUUAUUUUCCUUAAUUUUUAUACAAAAUAAUAAGAAAUAAUUUGGGGAAGUCAGAACUACACCCAACAAAGAAGAAGCAUAAAACCCGCUUAGACGACUAGCUUUUAUUUUCCAAUUAGUAAGCAAUCUGAUUUGUACAACGCGAUCGAAAGUGCGCGCAACAAAACCCGUUCGUAUUAGUUUUCAGAAAUGAAAUUGCAUUUGCUCUUUAUACUUUGUAAUAGGAAAUAAAAUACAAAAUACAAAUCAAUACAAACUAUGAUUACGAACAGGAUGUGUGAACUAGGAAUGUAGGAAAACAAAUAAUAAACAAGAGACGAUUUAUAAAAAAAUGGUAUAUAAAUAUUUAUAAUUUAUUUUUGCUAUCUAAUUUAACAAAUCUUUAGGGUAAUCCAAUUUGUUUUUGUUUAUUGCCUGUAGCCACUUUUUUAUAUGAAAAACAAAAAAAAAGAGAAAAUUUUUGCUUGUGCGCGAGUCGCACACGGCCAUCAAACUUGUGAGGCAAUGCAAAAGCAAGAAAGAAAGAGAAGUGAAAUGAACGCGACGCAACACGUUAGAAAAAAUUGCAUAUUCCUUAUUAUUCUCUUAAUGUAAAACAAAACAAAUCUUAAAACAAAACUAUAUUAUUAUAUACGGCAGAUCAAUUGAAUAUUAUUACUCUCAUAAUCCUAUUUGAAGAGAUAGGUAGCGAACUAAAUGAAUAUUAAAUAAAAUACACGAGAAAGAAGAAUGGCCGAAAGCGCAGAACAAAACAUACACAAAAACUGUGAAAUGUAGCAUUAUAGAGAGAGAUGGGGGAGAAACUACGCGGAAGAAAAUCGAGUGUUGUUAACCCUUUUCUUGCAAAGUGUUGUUAGGAUGAAGAACAAGAUUGAUUUUAUAAUGAUAACCAUCACAGAUACAAAGAAAACAUAUUAACUCUUUGGUUUUAUUUUACUCCUCUUCCUUGGUUCCCUUUUUUUCUCUUUCUGAUGUCUUUGUUGGUCGAUCUCUGCACGUCGCUUUUAUUAGAAAAAAAAACUACCUUCCAUUUAACUAGUCAACACUCGCAACAUGUGUUAUUCGUAACAGUCGAAUAAACUUGGUCAUUUUUGGCUCAUUCUAUGAGAUAUCUUUCUUUCGACUCCUGAUUUUGAGUAACAAUGUAUGAGUUUCAUCGGCUAUUAUUUUUAACUAGAUACCACAUUUAUGUAAAAUUCUCGAUUUCAGUCUAUUUUGAAACUGUUUGCGAAUGCUCCAUUUUCCAUUCAGUCGGGGCUGUAGUUAUGACGUGUUAUGAGUUUCCUGGUCGCCUUUUUACAGUCCUUAUCAUCGACGUGCAAGAUGAUGCUUUGAUCCGUCAAGACCAGGCCUCUUUUGGUUGAGGAUGCCAGUUCCGGUUUCGUCACUCGGCUUGGCCAGGUUUUGCAGAGAGUAUUUUGCAGUGUUCAUCAUGGAUCAUGGACCCUUGGUUUCAGUUGAAAGCAGAAGAUAAACGUUUUGUGUUUUUCAGUAUUCCACUCUUGGCAGGAUUUUUCAAAGAUUUUGCAAGGUUUGACGACGUUAUGUCAGCGAGGCAAAAGCAUCUUUCUCUGUCGGAUGAAAUUGCACAUUGAAAAAAAAUAGUUAUUUCAGUCUGCACUUUGCUGACUUUUUCUGUCAAAUAAAAACAAUCAAUCAAUCAAAGCAAUUUGUAUUUUUUUUUUCUUAGCGUUAUGAUGUGAAACUGAUAAAAACUGUCAGCUUACUGAGAUCAAAGUAGUCCUAACGAGCACGAUUUCGGCCGACCAUUUGAAUUCACACAGCCGCCAAAAACCAGGCCUAAUGCGUUGCUUUGUUAGAUGCUACAUGACGUUCGUAUUAGCAAAGAGUUACAUUUAAAAAAAAUGUUUUGGUUUUUUUCGUUUAAUUCCCAAGUUUCGCACCUUUUCCACUAAAACACUAAACCGAGCAUAUUCCUGCAAUGUUACAAACUCGCCGUGAAACUACAUCUCUCAAGCAAACAAACAAUAGAUAGCCCACGUUUCGACGAUAGUAGUAUGUUGAUAGCAAACAAAGAACCGAGAUCCCAUCAAGAUUUUCUACAUAGAUAAAAACAAAACAAUAAAUCAACAAAACGCUAACAAUUCCCUCGAAGAACAGUAGCAAACACACACAGAUUCCUAUCAAGUCAGCGAAUAAGUAGAAGGUACUAAACAAAUCGUAGCCCGUUUUACACAGUCACAAUGAAGGAAGAAUAGGAAGAAGAAAUAAUGAGCAGCAGACGCCGAGGGCAAUCUCAGCACUGGAGACAGCGGCAGCCACCUAACACUACACAUAUAUUUUCGAUAAAUAUUUACGGAAAAGUAUAUUCUUCUAACGGCCCCUUUGAAAAUCGUACAGCGUCGUUGAUUGGUACGAUACUUUCAAUAGUGAAGAGAGCUCUUAGGCUUAAAAUAGACGGGCCCCUCGAACAAUUUUAAGCUACCUUUGAUAGGAGAAGUUUCAAAAAGUAUCGUUGUCUGUUUGAACCAAUAGUACAUAGUACACGAGACUUUGCCGAAUCAAAAUUUGUUAUUAUUUUCAACCUGACGGUAAAAUUGGGUCUGUAUAUGAUUUAAUGCAUAAUUUUACCAUCGUGAUCACUUGCUUAAAGUUCUCACGUAUCCAUAUUAGGCUGUAACAAAAUGAGCCCAAAUGUCAAAAUAGUUGACAAAUCACAAACACAAACUAUGAGCUGGUGAGGUUUUUGAAAGAUUCCAAAAUCGUUAAGUGGCUCAAAAUUGGCAAAAACCAAAAUGCAACGAUUUAAGGUUAAAAUCUCAUUUAAACUUCAUAGUUAAAUCGCCAGGUCCUAUAGUAACCAAUCUAGCUCAUUUUUUGGAUUCGGGCAUAGUACAUCUAGCGGAUCAUGCCCUGAAAUGCUCGCAUUAUUAACCCGUUUUGUUACAUCCUAAUCCAUAUGAUUUCCCGUUUGAAUUGCUUCCCUCGUCACCCAUCGUAGUAGGCAUUAUUUACAAUAAAAAUGUAAAAAUUAAAUAAAACAUUGUACCCACCGCACGUGUCAAAGGUUGGUGAAGAUCUCCCAAUUUUCUCAAAAUCAACAGCUCGAAAAAAACAACGUGAAUUUGCCAAAUUAACAUGAAAUCAGUUGAUAUUUCAGUUUAACAAAAUAUUGCGCCGCUCAAAUUUUGGUCCAACCGGUAACAACACAUCCAGAACGAGGGAAGAUUCAUUGCGUAGAGUAAACAACUUUUUCCAUGAUACAACAAUUAAAUAAUGCAUUGUUCUAUUUUUCCAGCAUUCCUCGUUUUGUUUUAAUUUAUUCUUGAAAACUAAAGGCUUUUCCAAAUAUCCCGAAUCCCACGUUUUUAUCUGUAUAUUAAGCGAUAGCUAAAAAAAUAUUCAAAAUCACAUUCAAAAGGAACCAUGUUUUCUACUCGAAUAUAUUUUUGACACAAUGCGACUGUAAUUACAAAUACUUCAAUGAAAGCUAUCAUAACGUACACGUUACACUUUUAUGUUUAUCUCGAUUACCAAUCCAUUAAUUUUUUUGUACAUUUUUCUCAUGAAAUGAUACAAAUAAUAUCUUCAAAAUCGUCAAUCUAGAAAUUUUCUUGCGCUUCACUUUUAAAGUACCCUGUUAGACAUUUUUCUUGCUUUUAUUCGGUCUCUUUUUUCAUAGUUUAAACCCAUAAAAAAUCUCAUAUAAUUAAUUUGUUUUGCUUUACUUUUUUAUUGCUUCAUAGGUAGGAAGUUUAACAAAUUAUUUUCAAACUAAAAUUCUAUAAAAACAGACGAUCGAAAUCUGAUGAAAAAAUAUUUAUAGUGAUAUUAACAAAACAGAAUCAAUGAUUGAUAUAAUUAUAAAAGUUUUAAAAUGUGGAAUGGAAAAAAAUAAAUAUUAUGAAGCUAUAUACAUAUAUAUUUAUAAUUUGUAUAUAAAUAAGAGACAAACAAAUUACUAGGAAACUAAACAAUUCAAUGAAAAAAAAGCACAGUGCGGUGCGAAACAACAGAUUUUUAUGAAUGACAAUGAAAAGAGCAGAGCAGGGGAGAGAUGAUUAAAUUGAUAAAGCAACAAUUAAUGCAUGUAGCCACAGCAGUUUGUGAGAGCAAUAGUUAUUCGAUCCAGCGGUAACAAACCCCGAACCCCGUUAGAAAUUUUGGAAAGCGUCAACAACUGCAAACACGAAAAUCAAUAACAAAUUGUUAGUAUGGCGAUGAAAGAGGAAAAAAAAAACAAGAAAACACGCAAAAACAGAACAUGAAAAAGUGCGGUUGAUCAAAAGAAGGAAGUUCGAAAAUUGAUGAUAAUAUAUUUUAUAGAUUAUGGUAACAAAUUAUUAAAAAGAUGACGAUAAAAUGAAAUAAAAACGCAGAGGACAAGAAUCCAGUGAUUGAAUAUAAACAAAUGAUUCAAAAUAUUAUAAAUGCAAGAAAGCACUAUAUAUGUGAAUGAAAGGAAGAAAAUUAGAAUAUACCAGAUAAUACAAAAUAGAAUAUUAUUAUUGAAAUAUAAACACUAUUAGGAUUUCCAAUUUAAACAAUGAACGCUAUGUUUAGAAUAACAAAAUACAUAAAAUAACUAAAAUCGUGAAUGAGCAAAUAAACAAUAAUUCAUUAAAACAUCUCUAUGUGCAUCAAAUACCAACAAAAUUAAAUGAAGAAAAUAGGUUUAUAUUUGUUUCAAACAUGCUUCUUUUUACAGUUGAAUGAGUUUAAAGCAGGGGUGACCAAAGUAUGGCCCGCGGGCCAAACGUGGCCCGCGAGGUGAUUAUUUGUGGCCCGUGGACCCAUUUUGAAUGAUCAUGUAAAAUGGCCCGUUGACCACUUGUAAAGUGUUCUUAAACUUUUUAAAAAUUAAUGUUUUUUUUAACUUUUUUAUGCUUAUCUUUUUUUUAAUUUUUUUUGCUAAUUAAAACUACUGAUUUAUCAAUAUUUUGAUCCCCAUUUAGGGACACAAAUAUUACGUUAAAAUUAAUAAUAAUUCAAACAAUUUCACACGUUUCAAUGAGUGGAACUUGUAAAUAUUGUUUAAGCUUUCAUCAAACAUUUUGGAAAUAUUUAUAAAAUCGAAUAGCAAAUAAAACAAGUUCAAUCUUCAAUAGUUGCAAACAUAUAAGUUUUAUAUAUUAAUUUGAAAGUCAUAAUGACCCUCUUAUGAAUUGACCCUCAAACCUACUUUGCACUUGAAACCUACCAUCGGUAUUCGAGCUCACGACAGUUGAAUAACGAAUCUGAUUGACUACCAUCUGAUCCAGCCAGACAAAAUGUUGAAAUCGGAGGAAUAAGGCUGUUGCAGAUAUUUUACAUAGCUGUUGUCGAUCAACCCUCCCCUCCAUCCAUUAUUAAAAAAAUGGCUCGAAAUAUUAGGGGCAAAAAUAUUUCUUCAAAAAACUUCAUUAAAUAAAAAAAUAAAAAAAAUUAAGUGCAGUAAGCUGAAAUCUCAUCGCAUCGCAUUUCUAUGCGUUUAGAAUAAUUUGAGCAUGUUCGGGUUUAUGAAAAAAUAAUAUGAAUUUUAGUGAAUUUUCGAUGAAUAAAUCUUUGUUCGCUAAAAUGUUUUUUUUUUGUCAAAUCUGUCACCAUUUUUUAAAAAUAAAAACAAAAUUCAACAAUGUUAUUGAAAACUCAACUACAUUCAAUUCUUUUCUACUAUUUUUUAAAUUUUUUUUAAUACCGUAAAAUUAAAAAAAAAACGGAUAUUGAAAAAAAUAUUUUUAUUUUGUGGUAUUUUCAAGUCUUUAAAAUAAAAUAUCAUAAUUUCAUUGUUUAUAAAUUUCCUAUUUUGCAAAUUUGGCCCGCAUGCUCAUUUGAGCAUCAAAUUUGGCCCGGCCUCCAAAAACUUUGAGCACCCCUGGUUUAAAGGGAUUUUCAGCGAUAUGGUUUAAAUUCAAACAAUUAAACAAUCACUUUUUUAUGUCAGCAUCCUUAUUUGUGGGAAAUUUUUUGUUUGCGAAAAAUGUACUUUUAACUUACAAACAUUUCAGCAGCCAAUUUCUGUUCUAGUUAUUCAAUGUUGGCGCAAAAGAAAGAAAAACAAGUCUUACAGAAUAAAAUAUCGAAAUCGAAACAUAAAAAAGUAGCUAUGAUCAAUAAUAAAAUGUAGAGCAGAAUAUUUAAUAAAAAAAAACAGCAAAAUGUGAUUAGUUCUAGUUAGUAGCGAAACAAAAGAAAGGAAGAAAGAAAUAAAACUGAAACAACAUCAGCGUUAUGCUUUGCGUUUUGUAUCGUUGAAACACAUUGGCAUUUUGAUGAAUUAGAUGGUACCCGUCGUUUGCACAAUUUUUGUUGUUGAGGAGGUGUGGUUGUUAUCGCAAAUUGUGUUCUUUUUUUUGGUAUUUUUUGUUCUGAAUUUGAAAUUGUGAUAUGAUUUAAAAUGAUACCUGGUUUAGGCACAACACAGAAUGUAAAUAUUUUAAUUUAUGUUUUAAAAAGGUAAUCGGCAUCAACCGUUGAAAUUUCAUCAUUAUAAUUAAUCUUCUCAUGAACUUACAUUUGGUACCAAUUUAAAGGAGGAAAAAGUUUAUACGACGGUGAUACCUCAUGAUUAUUUUUCGACCCAACUCGCACUCGAUAAAAUUGUAUUAAAAUUUAUUUCCAAAAAAAAGUGAAACAAAUUGUAAGAAGUCAGCAACAAACACGUGUAUGAGAUGGAAGAAGAGCUAGAAAUCUUAGGACAGAAAUUUCUAUAAUGAAAAUGAAUGGUACAAAGUAUUGCAGAGCGAGAGAAAUUGUGUAGCAUCAGCGAGUUAAGCGCAAGUUUCGUGAUUAAAACCAACCAAACCACACCACCUUCACAGAGCAAAGGAGUAACAAUCACGAGUGCACGGAACCCUGCAAAGUUUCAUAAUCCAAAAAAGGGGGGGCAGGCAGGAUCAACGAGUGAAGUAGACGGAAAGUGACAAAGAAAAUGUAACAACGUACUAAAUAUGUAUUUGCUUAUUACAUUGAUUUAUAUUAUUGUAAUUCUUUAAAAGCAAGCAAAAAAUCGUAUAUAUUAAUAGAAACAUAAACAAA